This is a messenger RNA of Olea europaea var. sylvestris, 552 nucleotides long. RefSeq names its product branched-chain amino acid aminotransferase 1, mitochondrial-like. Lineage: Eukaryota; Viridiplantae; Streptophyta; Magnoliopsida; Lamiales; Oleaceae. The record is from RefSeq and is a predicted model, not a curated record. The transcript has 5 exons. Bases 1 to 414 code for a protein of 137 amino acids. Gene Ontology annotation, biological process: branched-chain amino acid metabolic process. Gene Ontology annotation, molecular function: branched-chain-amino-acid:2-oxoglutarate transaminase activity.
AUGAAGAUCUUCAACGAGUUCGAGUUUGCAGCACAGGUGAAUAAGAGAUAUAUUGAAGAGGUCUCUUCUUGUAAUGUCUUCAUUUUGAAGGGAAAUGUUCUUUCUACGCCGGCAACCAAUGGAACUAUUCUCAAAGGAAUCACACGAAAUAGCAUAAUAGAAAUUGCACCUGAUCUUGGUUACCAGGUUGAAGAACGUCCAAUUCCAGUCGAAGAAUUACUUGAUGCUGAAGAAGUUUUCUGCACAGGAACUGCUGUUGGUGUUGCUCCUGUAGGAAGUAUUACAUACAAGGGUAACAGGAUUGAGUAUAAGAUGAGCAAUCAACUUGUGUGUUUGCAACUGUAUUCAAGACUUAUGGGGAUCCAAAGAGGCAGUAUCGAGGAUAAGAGGGGAUGGAUUGUUGAGAUUGAUUAAAUUCAUAAUCCUUCUACAUUUGUAAAUUUGUGAUAGUUGUAUGUUCAUUAAUGCUUAAAUUUAUAAGCCUCCAUUAAUAAAUAAUUUGUAAAUUUUAAAUAUUAAUUUCAAUUACAUAAUCCUAACUACUAAUAAUAA